AUGACAACACCAGCAGUAGUACACAGAUGUAGAUUCUCCAGUUGGAGACCAUCAGCCAUCACAGCGAUCGCAACAAACGAUGAUGGAACAUUGGCAGCCAUAGGUCGUGACGACUCAACAAUCGAGAUAUGGUCAAUCGGUUCAAAGCAUUAUAUACACACUGCAACACUUGGAGGCAUAAAGUUUGAUGGCAAAGUUAUAAAGUUGAUGUUUACUACAGUACAGAAUACACCUAGAUUGGUAUCGAUGACAGAGGAUCAUAUAUAUUUAUGGGACUAUGAUACGAUGACUCAGGUUCAAUCAUUGUCCUCGUUUGGUGGUGAUAUGGUCGAUGGUGCAAUCAGUCAUGAUGGUCAGGUGAUCGCCGUGGCCAGCAGCAGUCUCGUGGUGCAUCUCUAUCGCUUCAAUGACGACGGACGCAUCGAGUUCUCGAGAUCAUUCCAACGCGUCACCGAGGGUACCCUGCGCUGCGUCGCCUGGGGCCUCGACGACAAGAUACUCACCGUGGGCACAGACACCGACCUCAUCGUCUACGAGCUGGCCACAAUGUCCGUUCGCUUCUCUGCACACUCAAGCAACAUUACAGCGAUCUGCGUCGUGUCCAAGGAUGCCGUGGCGUGUGGCCAUGAGAGCGGCCUGGUCACAAUCCACGACCUUCAGUUUGGCAGUCUUUUGCACGAGUUCCGCCAGCUGAUCAGUGCCGUGCGCAGCAUUGUGAUCAGGGGCAAGAAGAAGUUCUUUGCCUCGGGUGACGACCCCAGCAUCGUCAUGUUUGUCAAGGACGACGACCGAUGGGUGUUCAACGGUCUGCAUCGUGGCCACACCCACGACGUAUUCGCCCUGUCCGUGGCCAACAAGGGCCUGCUGCUCUCGGGUGGCCUUGACACACAGCUUCGCUUCACAAACAUCAGGAACUUUGAAAAGAUGAAUGGCGGCAAGGGCGUGUUCCAGCGCUCGUACCCCCCCGCCCGCCUCUUCUCCAUCGCCAGCUCGGCUGAGCGUACACUGAUUGUUGAUGCCGCACGCUCAUCAAUCAAUGUGUGGGCGCUGGGCAAGACCGGCGACCAGGGCUCCCUGGCUCAGCUGCCCGCCGGCAGCCAUCUUCCAUGCGACGAGGAGGCUCGUCGACUCAUACAGUUUGACAUCAAGGACAAGGAAUUCAUUAGACAGGUGGCAAUAUCAGUGGACGGACAGUACAUGGCCUAUUGCACCACACAGAACACCAAGCUGUACCAGCUAAAGGUGGACAGCGCCGAUCUCACCAAGGUGUCCAUGCACAGACUAAAGACACUCGAGGGUGCCGACUGCAUCCAAUUCACAACCGACUCCACCCAACUCAUCCUCGCUUCCAACUCCUCAAUCACAUGCUACAACAUCCAAUCUAACACACCCAAGUAUAUUAAAGAGAUCCAGAGCACCAAGCGAAAGGAAUCACCAACAUCAAUAUUGAUGAUGACUGUGGAGUCGAGUGGAAAGUAUGUGGCGUUGGUGGACGCCAGGAAUAACACAUUGUUGUUUGAUGCGAUCAAUGAGAAGUUUGUCAUCACGAUACCAUCAUCGAACGAUCCUAUUUCAGCAUUGGCCUUCCAGCCAGACAGUGCAAAACUGACGAUCGCCACAACCACAUCAAUCAUUCGUUAUGAUGCCGCCGAGCUCAAGAACAUCGGCCAAUUCGAAGUGCCCUACGCAUUCGGCAGCGCAGAUCCAAUCAUACAGAUCACACCCAGUCCAACCGACCCGCUCAAGACAAUGGUGAUGUGGACACACACCGAUCACACCUACGUGUGCUCAUGGCGCAAUGGUCACAAGGAUAUCGAGUCCAAGAAGAGAAUCGACGAUGUCUACGCCGUCGGUCUGACGCAAAGCAAAGAGUUGGUAGUAUGCGAGCUGCCAUACAUGGAGCAAGUGUUCCCAGUCUUGCCACCAGCCAUCCGACUACGUAUCUUUGGAAACAACUAG
This is a messenger RNA of Acytostelium subglobosum LB1, 1959 nucleotides long. RefSeq lists its product as hypothetical. Gene Ontology annotation, biological process: maturation of SSU-rRNA from tricistronic rRNA transcript (SSU-rRNA, 5.8S rRNA, LSU-rRNA). The transcript is spliced from 3 exons. The coding region runs from base 1 to 1959 and encodes 652 amino acids. NCBI's taxonomy places the organism in Eukaryota, Evosea, Eumycetozoa, Acytosteliales, Acytosteliaceae. Gene Ontology annotation, molecular function: protein binding; RNA binding. The record is from RefSeq and is a predicted model, not a curated record. Gene Ontology annotation, cellular component: 90S preribosome; t-UTP complex; small-subunit processome.